Molecule: messenger RNA, 222 nt
Organism: Soboliphyme baturini
Lineage: Eukaryota; Metazoa; Nematoda; Enoplea; Dioctophymatida; Soboliphymatidae
Source: the annotation of a GenBank genome assembly
AUGUCAUCAUUUAGCACCGGGAGUUUCCACAGUCAGAAGUGGGUGAGGUUUAUUUCUGAGGAGAGUACGGAAAAGAAGGCACUUCAGAUAGCAAAUUGCAGAAAAAGACAGGAGGUAUUCGACGAGGCGAUCCUACAAGAGCGCAUUUCCAUGGAAGACUGUAGUCUGAAAAGCAGCUGUGAGCACGACUACAAGAAGUUCAUCGGGAAAGUGAAGCAGUGA